Messenger RNA from Sycon ciliatum, 1601 nucleotides. Its product is annotated as vacuolar protein sorting-associated protein 26B-like. Gene Ontology annotation, cellular component: endosome; retromer complex. The transcript is spliced from 10 exons. The record is from RefSeq and is a predicted model, not a curated record. Gene Ontology annotation, biological process: intracellular protein transport; retrograde transport, endosome to Golgi. Lineage: Eukaryota; Metazoa; Porifera; Calcarea; Leucosolenida; Sycettidae. The coding region runs from base 153 to 1208 and encodes 351 amino acids.
CGUCUGUACUGCUUGAUGCGGGAAACUGACUCAAGUUACUUUUCAAUGUUCACUAAAAUUAUCGUUUGCAAUCUUUGACUUGUUUGAAGUAGUGAGCCGUGUAAAGGAUUCUGUUGCUCUUAUGGUCAGCAGGUUAUCCCCCUCCACCUAGAAUGAGUUUCUUUGGAUUUGGCCAGUCGGCGGAGAUAAAUGUAGAACUAUCCGAUGCCGAGAAGCGCAAACAGGUAGAUGUUCGCAAUGAAGAGGGCAAGAAAGAAAAGCUGUUUCUUUACUAUGAUGGAGAGACGGUGUCCGGGAAGGUACAUGUUCUACUGAAGCCUGGAAAGAAGCUAGAUCAUAUGGGUAUUCGCGUGGAGUUCAUCGGCCAGAUCGAGCUAUUCUAUGAUCGUGGCAACCACCAUGAAUUCACAUCGGUGGUCAAGGAAUUAGCUGGUCCCGGAGAGCUGGCCAAGAAUUGUGUGUACCCAUUUGAGUUCCUGCACGUAGAAAAGCCACACGAAUCAUACACUGGUGCCAAUGUGCAGCUUAGGUACUUCAUUCGCGUGACGGUUGUCAAGCGGUUAUCAGACAUUGUCAAGGAGAUGGAUGUAGCAGUACAUACACUGUCAUCUUUCCCAGAAAUCAACAACAGUAUCAAAAUGGAAGUUGGUAUUGAAGAUUGCCUCCACAUUGAAUUUGAAUACAACAAGUCGAAGUAUCACCUACGAGAUGUCAUUGUUGGCAAGAUCUACUUCCUCCUUGUGCGGAUCAAGAUCAAGCACAUGGAGCUGGCAAUUAUUAAGAGAGAAACAACUGGCUCCGGACCAGCAAACACCUACAACGAGAAUGAAACGAUCGCCAAGUAUGAAAUUAUGGAUGGUGCACCUGUUCGAGGCGAGUCGAUUCCAAUCCGCUUGUUCCUCUCCGGUUAUGACCUGACGCCGACAAUGCGAGAGGUGUGUCGGAAGUUCAGCACACGCUACUAUCUCAACCUUGUGCUGGUAGAUGAAGAGGAACGGCGGUAUUUCAAGCAGCAGGAGAUUACGCUGUGGCGCAAGGGAGAUCUACGGUCAAUUCGUAAGGAGCGACGGGAGCUUGCCGCCCUGCAGAGCAAAGAUCGACCUGCCCCUGACACUCCAUCUGAAAAGAUGGCCAGAGAUGAUGCUGCUGAGCAGAAAGAGAAAGAGGAAGCAGCAACAGCAGCGGGAGCAGGAGACGACGACUUGUAAGAUGUGAUCCUGUGUUCUCGUUCAGAUUUUGUUUGUUGUUGUAGUUGUUGUUCUCACUCGUUUCCUCUCAUCCUCCUGCUCAUCUUUUCCUCAGUCCUAUCGUCCUUGUGUGGAGUGUCAUUGUCCUCUUUACUCUGUGUAUGUUUUGAAAGAUUAUCCAUCUAUCCUUGUUUAAUUUCCCCAUCCCUUCCCUUCGUUUUGUAAGUUUCACCAGCUUCAACCACAGCAUUCUUUUUUAAGUUUUUUUCUUCGCUUUUUGCAGCCUGUCGAGCAUAAUUGAUCCAUAUAUUACAUAAAAUUGAAAUAUUCUGUUCGCAAAUGAAAAUAGUCCUUACGCAUGCCAAGAUUUCAUGAGCCAGUAUAGGCAAAUAGGAAAACAUACUUUAUUCUGUA